Colletotrichum chrysophilum is the source of this 1266-nucleotide messenger RNA. RefSeq lists its product as uncharacterized. Gene Ontology annotation, molecular function: choline kinase activity; ethanolamine kinase activity. The coding region runs from base 1 to 1266 and encodes 421 amino acids. The record is from RefSeq and is a predicted model, not a curated record. The transcript has 2 exons. Gene Ontology annotation, biological process: phosphatidylethanolamine biosynthetic process; phosphatidylcholine biosynthetic process. Gene Ontology annotation, cellular component: cytoplasm. NCBI's taxonomy places the organism in Eukaryota, Fungi, Ascomycota, Sordariomycetes, Glomerellales, Glomerellaceae.
AUGACCCAAGGUGCGAGCAACGGCCACCCGAACGGGUUGACAUCUGCCCACGUUCCAUUCCUCCCCCUCCCCUACGAUAGCGAAGACUCUCAGCAAUCCGCCACUCGUUUGAUCCUGACUGUUCGACCAGACUGGGACACCGCCGAUGACAAGAUCGAGUUUGUUCGCUUCACCGACGGCAUCACCAACACCUUGCUCAAAGCCAUCAAUAAGCGAAAAGGGUGGUCAACGGAGGAGGUGGACAGGGAGGCUAUACUGUUGCGAGCCUAUGGCAAUGGAACCGCCGUUCUCAUUGAUCGCGAGCGCGAGGCUCAGAACCAUGAGCUUCUCAUGAAGUAUGGCUUGGCACCCGAGCUGCUUGCUCGCUUCAAGAAUGGCAUGCUCUAUCGCUUCGUCAAAGGCAGCGUAACCGCCCCCGAGGACCUCAGGAAGCCAUCCAUCUACACCGCCGUCGCCAGAAGAUUGGCUCAAUGGCACGCCACUGUCCCUUGCCUGACGCACCCGACAUCGAAGAACGGCAUCGCCAGGGGAAAUGGGGACCACAGCCACCUAGACCGGGACGAGAUGAUUGAGAAUGCCGCGCCCGGAAAGCCAACGCCGAAUGUCUGGACCGUAAUGCAGAAAUGGAUAUUGGCCUUGCCCACGGAUACAUUAGAACAGAGACAGAGACAGGACAAGUUACAGCACGAGCUGGAAUGGCUUGUAAAUGAAUUCAGCCAGCGCCCUGGAUUGGGGGUCGAUGGGCUUGUGUUUGCCCACUGCGACCUUUUGAGCGGGAACGUCAUAGUGUUACCGACGACCUACGCUGCGAGUGGCGCUAAGGAUCAAGUCUCGGUCACGUUCAUCGACUACGAGUACGCAACCCCGUCGCCAGCUGCAUUCGACAUCGCCAACCACUUCGCCGAAUGGGGCGGUUUUGACUGCGACUACAGCGCGCUGCCUAGCCGUAGCCAGCGUCGUGAAUUCAUCGAUGAGUAUGUCCGCGCCUACUUCAAGAUUUUGCCUGGCAAGAACAUCAUCGACUUGGAGACGGAAGUAAAGAAACUCAACGACGAGGUAGACCUGUUCCGUGGCGUACCAGGCUUUUACUGGGGCAUCUGGGCGCUUAUCCAAGCUGUCAUCUCGGAGAUCGACUUCGACUACGCAUCUUACGCCGAGACACGUCUCGCAGAGUAUUGGGCCUGGAAGGACGAAAGGGAUGGCAGCAGAGCCGCAGCCAACAAGGAAAAGCCUCUGCGCGAGCGACGAUGGGAACAAAUGGAGUAA